Vombatus ursinus (common wombat) is the source of this 3062-nucleotide messenger RNA. It is a transcript of the gene SHB, whose product is annotated as SH2 domain containing adaptor protein B. Lineage: Eukaryota; Metazoa; Chordata; Mammalia; Diprotodontia; Vombatidae. The record is from RefSeq and is a predicted model, not a curated record. Bases 12 to 1601 code for a protein of 529 amino acids. Gene Ontology annotation, molecular function: phosphotyrosine residue binding. The transcript is spliced from 6 exons.
GCGGCGGCACCAUGGCUAAGUGGCUGAACAAGUACUUCAGUUUAGGCAAUAACAAAACUAAGAGCCCCCCGCAGCCUCCCCGGCCGGACUACCGCGAGCGCGGGCGCGGGGGCAGCAGCAGCGGGGGCAACGGCCGGGGGGCGGCGGCGGCGGGGGCAGGUGGGGGCAGCGAGCGGCGGCAGCAGCAGCAGCUCCCGGCGGCCUCCUGCGCGUCCUCGUCGUCCUCCUGCUUUUCAUCCUCGUUCCGGGAGGACAGCGGCAGCACCAGCGACCUGAUCCGCGCCUACCGAGCCCAGAAGGAACGCGACUUCGAGGACCCCUACAACGGCCCCGGUUCGUCGCUGCGCAAGCUGCGGGCCAUGUGCCGCCUGGACUACUGCGGGGGCCAGGACAGCGGCGGGGACAGGACUUUCUCGUCCGCCUCCUCGUCCGCCGGCUGCUGCUGCACCUCGGGCGGCGGAGGGGGAGCCGCCGCGUCCUCCUCCUCUUCCUCCUCCCCGCACCUCUUCCGCAGCAACAGCGAGCGGCGGCCGGCCACGCCGCCCGAGGUCAAAUACAUCUCCCCCAAGCACCGGCUCAUCAAGAUCGACAGCGGCUGCGGCAGCGGCGGCGGGGACCCGGGAGGAGGCGGCAGCAAGAGCAGCGGCAGCGGCGGCAGCGGCGGCAGCGGCGGCAGCAGCAGCAGCAGCGUCCGCACCUGGAGUCCGUCCGCCUGCGGCGGCAGCAGCAAGAAGCUGCUCAACAGGUGCCCGGAGGAGAGCGGCGCCGCCGGAGGCAAGAAGGAGAAGGUUAUCAUUGCAGACGAUUACUCAGAUCCCUUUGAUGCCAAGAGCGAGCUGAAGAAUAAAGCAGGAAAGGGGGAAAGCACUGGCUACAUGGAGCCCUACGAAGCCCAGAGGAUCAUGACAGAAUUUCAGAGGCAAGAAAGCGUGAAAUCCCAGAAUAAAGGAGUCCAGUUAUAUGACACACCUUAUGAGCCAGAAGGCAAUGGUGUGGAUUCAGAUUCUGAAAGCUUGGUCAGCCAGCGUUUGCGAGAGAGCAAGUUGCCCCAGGAUGACGACAGGCCUGCAGAUGAGUAUGAUCAGCCCUGGGAGUGGAACAGAGUCACGAUUCCAGCCUUAGCAGCUCAGUUUAACGGGAAUGAGAAAAGGCAGUCUUCCCCCUCGCCUUCCAGAGACAGGCGUCGACAGCUCCGAGCCCCAGGUGGGGGCUUCAAGCCCAUCAAACAUGGGAGCCCCGAGUUCUGUGGGAUAUUGGGAGAAAGAGUCGAUCCUACCGUCCCGCUGGAAAAGCAAAUAUGGUAUCACGGAGCAAUCAGCAGAACAGAUGCCGAAAAUCUACUCCGGCUGUGUAAAGAGUGUAGCUACCUUGUAAGAAAUAGCCAGACGAGCAAGCACGACUAUUCUCUGUCACUGAAGAGCAACCAGGGCUUCAUGCACAUGAAACUGACAAAAGCCAAAGAGAAAUAUAUCCUGGGGCAGAACAGCCCUCCUUUUGACAGCGUCCCCGAAGUCAUCCACUACUACACGACCAAAAAACUGCCCAUCAAAGGAGCAGAACACUUGUCCCUGCUCUACCCUGUGGCUGUCCGAACCCUGUGAGAGGAAGGACCUGCUCACCUCUUCCCACAGAUGGGAGGGAGGCCACGGAGAAGUGGGAGAACACGGACUCCACCCUGUGCAUUGACCAGAGCUCCGGACUGAGAGAGGAAACAGAAAGUUACUGCUUUUCACCAUAUAUUGACUUCAGAUCAUUAGAGUGGUACUUUGGCACUGCUGCAUGUCUUUAGAACUGUGUUUCUAUUUAAGGGGAUGGAGGAACCAUAUUUAAAUGUGAUAGCAGAUAAUCUAGCCCCUCACCCCCACCCCCACAUCUCCCUUUAUUUCCUGUGAAUUAAAAUAUUUUCAAAUCCAAAGAUAUGCCUUCCAGGGUAAACAGAGCAAAGCAGCUUAUAGCAAACAGUGAGCUCCAAGGAUUUUCAUUUCUUUGUUCUCCUGCUGUCAUGAACUCACACCUGCAUAUGGUAAAAAAUAAUAAUAAUGAUGAUGAUGAUGAUGAUAAUUCUCCACUGGUGCUAUACUGUCCCCUAUUGAUAAUGAGAACAGACAGAUGUUGGGCCUUUCAGGACCUAGAGAAUGACAGCACAUUCAACUCAUUCCCCACAGGAGUCUUCAGAACUCUGCCUCUUCUCUGUGUGUGUGUGUGUAUGCAUGCGUGUGCACGUGUGCAUAUCUGCACAUGUGCGCCUGAGUGUAUGUGUGGGCUCAGGGGUGUGUGUGCGUGUAUAUGUGUGUGUGUGAGUGUGCGCUUUCACACACGGUUGGUUAGGCUAAUCCAACAAAAAAGUUCUUUUUCUUCCCUUGAUGUGAGUAGGAGACCUUUCUCAAUGGAAUCAUUUUGCAGUAGCAGAAAGAGUUCAAUUAUUUAUGACUAGGGUAUGUAAAUAAAAUAGUGGUUUAAUAUAUAUACAUAUAUAUAUUUUUAAUCUUUUUUUUCUUUGGUACAACAAUAAAUCUCUAAAGGGUGUAUCUGUUCACUCACAAGUUUCAUUCAGAAGCCAAGUCUAACACUGUGGCUUCUACCUUAGGGCAGUCAAUGCAUUGUGGCCAACGUUUCAUAAAUCGAGACUAAGCUAUUACAAUGAGAGUGGAAGGGGGUGCGGACUUGGGUUUCAGGCCUUCAAAAGGCUAUCACUGUUUAUCUCAUCUCAUUUUCACAAAUAGUGCAUGAAUGAGAAUCACUGAAAUAGUCAGCUCACAAUAUCCAAUGUCCUCUUUGCCUCAGGGAUAGAAAAGCAUUCUCGAAAUGGGGUUUCUAUUUCUCUAAGUCAAAAUGAAUCUUAAAUAGACAAUUUGUAGCAAGCAGUAAAUCUGGCCUUUCAGAGGCAUUGGGUGGGGUGGGAGGUGGGUAGGGUUACCUUACAUAAAGAAACGUGACCAAAACUCUGGCUUAUCCUUAUAUCUAAAUAGACCAUCAAGGUCUGGAUAGGUCCUGCUAUCAUCAAAAAAAAAAAAAAUCAGCAAAGUUGUGUUGCUUCAGAAAUACAAUCUAAACCCUCCUCC